Molecule: messenger RNA, 1620 nt
Organism: Cuculus canorus (common cuckoo)
Lineage: Eukaryota; Metazoa; Chordata; Aves; Cuculiformes; Cuculidae
Product: zinc-binding protein A33-like
Exons: 7
Coding region: 62-1345 (427 amino acids)
Molecular function (GO): protein binding
Source: RefSeq, a predicted model, not a curated record
CCUUCGGGAAACGGAGCGGAGCGGGCAGGGCUUGCGUGGGGGGGGCUGCGGGGGGCAAGGGAUGGCUGGCGCAAACCAGGACCGGAGCCUGCGGGAGGAGCUGACGUGUGCCAUCUGCUUCGAGCUCUUCAGCGAGCCCGUCAUGCUGGACUGCAUGCACCACUUCUGCAAGGCCUGCAUCCAGGGCUACUGGGAGAGCGGCACCCGUGUCCCCUCCUGCCCCCAGUGCCGCCGCGAGUUCCCCAGCCGGGCUUUCCGCACCCAUUAUCUGCUCUUGGGGCUGGUGGAGAAGGUGCGGCGCUGUGGCUCCGUGGAACACCGGCACAAGAUGCGGAAGCACCUGGAAGAUGCUUUGCAAGCUCGUCAGAAGGAGAUGGAGAACUUCUUGCGGAGGAAGCAUGCAACGCAGGAAGAUAUCUGUGACCUGAUGAUGGUGUCCGGGGAGCUGAACUUCAAGAUCCGGGCAGAGUUUGCUCGUCUUCAUCAGAUCCUGGAGGAUCAGGAGAGAGCUGUGCUGGCAGAGCUGAGCGAAAAGGAAGAGCAGGUGCUGGCACGGCUGCAUGGGAAUGUCCACCGGCUGGAAGAGGGGAUAUCGGUGCUGCAGAGGGACAUCGAGCGCAUAGAGCAGACCUUGAGCAAGAUGGAAGAAGUGUCUUUGCUGGAGGUGGAGAGCCUGGAUAUCAGGCCCUCCGUGCGUAUGGAGACCCAGCCUGCCUUCAACCUGGAGCACUACAGGGACAGCUGCAGCGGCCCCUUGCAGUACAUCUUCUGGAGACAGAUGCUGCAGUCCAUCUGCCCUGCUCCUGCUCCGCUCACCUUUGACCCCGAGUCAGCCCACCCCAACCUGGUCUUCUCCAGAGACUUGACAGCAGUGACAGAGAGGAAUCGAGCCCAGCCCGUCCCCAGUAGCCCCCGGCGCUUCCGUCAGUGUGUCAACGUCCUGGGCUCACAGACCUUCAACAGUGGCCAGCACUACUGGGAGGUCUGGGUGGGCAGCAAAACCAAGUGGGACCUGGGGGUGGCCUCUGAGGCUGUGGACCGUGCUGCAAAGGUGAAGCUGUGCCCAGAGAACGGCUACUGGACACUUCGUCUGCGAAACAAGACGGAGUACUGGGCCACCACCACCCCCUGGGUGCGCCUGACUCCCCGGCAGCCACCCCGGAAGGUGGGGGUCUUCUUGGACUGCCAGGAGGGCACUGUCACCUUCUUUGAUGCCGGGAACAUGUCCCACCUCUUCACCUUCCACCAGGUCUCUGCAGAGAGAUACUGUCCCUUCUUCAGCACCUGCUUCAGCGACGGGAGGGACAACGUGGAGCCCAUGCGCCUCUGCCACCUGACCCUGUGAGGGGUGGGGAGGAGCGGGUGCAUUGGGGACCCCGUGGCUCCGUGUCCCCUGGGCGGGCUGCGUGGGGCUGUGCUGCAGCCCAGCUCUGCACCCAUGAACCUGAUGGGUGUUACGGGGGCUGCUUUGGUUGCGGUUUCCCAAGGGAGGAAGGGAAUGAGUCUCUUCUCAGCUCCCAUGUGCCUUUUCUGUGCCUUGCGCUGCACUAUUCCCAGAAGUGCCUUGCACCCCUUCGACAACCUUACCUGAGCAUUGCGCGGUUCAGUGGAGGUGACUGC